ACGGCUACGAGAAAUCUCUCUCUCUCUCUCUCUGACUCUGUCUCUCUCGCCGCGAUCGACCCAAACCCUAACGCGAACGAGCGGAUCGGCCGAUCGGGAUGAUGGAGGCGCCGUCGUCGCUGGAGCAGCGGGUGCCGGCGGAGGAGCGGCACUGGAUCGAGCGGGUGGCGCGGUUCGUGGCGCGGGACCGGGACGGGGACCUGGCGGAGGCGCUGCUGCUGCGGCUGCUGAGGAUCACGCGCAACGGCCGGCGCUGGGGGUUCCUGGCCAACGACCACCCGCUGCACCCCUACUACCUCCAGCAGAAGGUCUCCGAGCAGUGCCGCAUCCUCCGCCCCCGCCACGCCGCCGACCGCUGACCGCCCCCCCUCCGCCGCGCGGCUGCAUGCAUGCAUGCAUCUUGCCGCCUCUGCUCUGUUGUUAAUUUUCCUUUUUCUUUUUCGUCGUCACAUCACAUUUUUUUUUGUAGGAUUGUAGUAGUAUGUGAUUAAUUAAUGACGUGCCGUCGUUGUGAGAUCGGCUGAGGAUUCAAAGGAGGCAGCCGCUGGUUCUAAUAAGAAAUAACACUGUAUUAGGCCAGAUGGUUUCUUUUUGGAUAAGAUUGAUGAUUGAUUAUGUGCUUAA
Triticum aestivum (bread wheat) is the source of this 624-nucleotide messenger RNA. RefSeq lists its product as uncharacterized. The transcript has a single exon. Gene Ontology annotation, biological process: RNA processing. Gene Ontology annotation, molecular function: RNA binding. Lineage: Eukaryota; Viridiplantae; Streptophyta; Magnoliopsida; Poales; Poaceae. The coding region runs from base 99 to 359 and encodes 86 amino acids. The record is from RefSeq and is a predicted model, not a curated record.